Messenger RNA from Oncorhynchus kisutch (coho salmon), 2392 nucleotides. Its product is annotated as zinc finger protein 135-like. Gene Ontology annotation, biological process: regulation of transcription by RNA polymerase II. Lineage: Eukaryota; Metazoa; Chordata; Actinopteri; Salmoniformes; Salmonidae. The transcript has a single exon. Gene Ontology annotation, molecular function: DNA-binding transcription activator activity, RNA polymerase II-specific; RNA polymerase II cis-regulatory region sequence-specific DNA binding. Gene Ontology annotation, cellular component: nucleus. The record is from RefSeq and is a predicted model, not a curated record. The annotation marks the transcript as partial.
CUCUCCAGAUCAGAACAUCUCAAGAAACACCAGCAGAGACCCACAGGGAAGAGAAUUCAUUGCUGCUCUGACUGUGGGAAGAGAUUCACCUCAUCAGGCAUUCAAAUUCAUCAGAGAACACACACAGGAGAGAGACCUUAUAAUUGUGUUCAAUGUGGGAAGGGUUUUACUCAGUCAACCAGCCUGAUAUCACACCAGAGAAUACACACAGGAGAUAAACCUUAUAGCUGUGGUCAAUGUGGGAAGAGUUUUAGUCGAUCUGGCUCUCUGACUCAACACCAGAGAAUACACACAGGAGAGAAACCUUAUAGCUGUGGUCAAUGUGGGAAGACUUUUGGUCAAUCUUGCCAUCUGACAUUACACCAGAGAAUACACACAGGAGAGAGACCUUAUAGCUGUGGUCAAUGUGGGAAGAGAUGUACUACAUCUGGCCGGCUGACAUUACACCAGAGAACACACACAGGAGAGAAACCUUAUAGCUGUGUUCAAUGUGGGAAGAGAUGUACUACAUCUGGCACUCUGACUCUACACCAGAGAAUACACACAGGAGAGAAACCUUAUAGCUGUGGUCAAUGUGGGAAGAGUUUUGGUCAAUCUGGCCACCUGAAAAUGCACCAGAGAAUACACACAGGAGAGAAACCUUACAGCUGUGGUCAAUGUGGGAAGAGUUUUGGUCGAUCUGGCCAGCUGACAUCACACCAGAGAAUACACACAGGAGAGAGACCUUAUAGCUGUGGUCAAUGUGGGAAGAGUUUUACUACAUCUGGCUCUCUGACUCUACACCAGAGAACACACACAGGAGAGAAACCUUAUAGCUGUGGUCAAUGUGGGAGGAGUUUUGGUCAAUCUGGCCAGCUGACAAUACACCAGAGAAUACACACAGGAGAGAAUCCCUACAGCUGUGAACAAUGUGGGAAGAGAUGUACUACAUCUGGUUCUCUGACUCUACACCAGAGAACACACACAGGAUUGAAACCUUAUAGCUGUGGUCAAUGUGGGAAGAGUUUUGGUCGAUCUUGCUCUCUGACUCUUCACCAGAGAAUACACACAGGAGAGAAACCCUAUAGCUGUGGUCAAUGUGGGAAGAGUUUUGGUCGAUCUGGCCAUCUGACAUCACACCAGAGAACACACACAGGAGAGAAACCUUAUAGCUGUGAUCAAUGUUACAAGAGAUACUCUGAUAAAAGGUCUCUGAUCAAACAUCAGAAAAUACAUACAUGAAGGAGUUAUUUCGUGAUAUCAGUGAAUUUAUGUCACAAAGGAAUUUCACAAUGUAGAACCCUAAACGUUUGCCCCAUUCAAUUGAUUUCAGCGUGAUAUGGAUAUUAGUCUUGGGAAAUAUCCAGGCUCUGAAUUGAAAGAGUACUUUUUAUGUGAUUUAACAAAAAGUGACUAACACAAUAAGAGCUGUGUUACACUUACCAUGUUAGUGACCCACUUGAAUCAAAAUGCAACAGUUCAAAAUGUGGCCAGCUGUUUUCUACAAAUUGUCCUCUAACCAGUGAUGUUAACAUUAGUCCCAGAUGUUGUGUGGGUUUUGAGCUUUUAGUUUUAACAGAAUGUGCAACCUCAUCUCCCUCCUGUCACACAAUUGAUUUCAACAUGAUAUCGAUGAGUGAUGACAAAUAAGUGUUGUGUUCCUUUGUUUAGCGACCCCUACAUUUAAAUGCAUCACUCCAAAAUGUAGCUGACUGUCUUCUGCAGGUUGUCCUCUAAACAGUGAGGUAAAAGAUAUCUCUCUUUCCAUGUCUUUUUUUAGUUGUGUUAGUUUCAACAGCAAGUACAACCUGAUUUCCCCCUAAUCGAUAUCAGUGAUUUAUUUCUACUUGUCAAAACAACAGCGUUUUUGGUUCUUCUGCAGUUAAUAAGGUGCUUGUUUUUUUAAUUAAAUACGAUUAUUGUGGCAGAUGUUUGUGUAUAUAGUACAUUUUAUGUUUUCAAUUUAUCACAAACUGUUUUUGCGUUUGGACUAUUGAUUUGGACACGUAAAGACUGUGACAUUGGGGCUAUCCCACCUAGCAAAAUGUUAUUGAAAAUAAUACUAUGCCCGAUCUACAAUAUAAGUUUGGUUUUAGUUGAAAAGAAGACCAUUUAAUUUCAAUGUACUUGCAGCCUGUACACAUGAACGCAGUAUAAUAAAUCUAUAAUCAGUUUUAGGGACAGGGGUCCAGCUAGUUAUACACAUGGACGCAGUAUAAUGAAUUGAGUCUAUAAUCAGUUUAGGGACAGGAGUCCCGGUAGUCAUGGUAAUAUGGAUCCGCUAGAGGGACAACUUCCUGUUGGAAUAUAUCAUCAUAAAUAUUAUGGAUUUUAACAAGCUUAAAUUCUUGUUAAUCUAACUGCACUGUCUGAUUUACAGUAGCUAUUACAGCGAAAACAUGCCAUGCGAUUG